AUGGAACCAGAUACCGCGGGGUUCUUUGAAGAACCAGACGACUAUUAUCCCCCAUCACCGCCUCCAACUUUUCAGGUUUAUACACUACAAUCAGGGGAGACCAUCACACUUCAUCUUGUAGGCCAUAGCCCCCUGGAAGCCCACCAUCUGUGGAAUGGCAGCCGCAUUAUAUCUAAAUAUUUCGAGUCCCAUGUAUCGGAAGUCCGAGGCCAGACUGUGCUCGAGCUCGGGGCCGGAGCCGGGCUACCUAGCAUAGUGAGCGCUAUCCUGGGGGCCGAAAAGGUCGUGGUCACCGAUUACGCCGAUCCGGAUCUGGUCGUCAACAUGAAGAAAAAUAUCUUAGGUUGUGAACUUAUACCUACAGUAAAUGGCGAUGUCGAUAACUCCCCAAUAGUUGCAGAUGGCUAUAUCUGGGGAGCUGAUGCGACUCAUCUACUAUCGCAUUUGGAGUCAGUCAAGAGGGACAAAUUUGAUAUACUUAUCUUAGCCGACCUACUAUUCAGACACUCUGAACACGGAAACAUGAUCUCGUCGAUCGAAGCAACUAUGAGCCGGAAGAAAACCAGCACUGCCUUCGUCUGCUUCACAAGCUACCGGCCCUGGCUGCAGCACAAGGAUCUCGCAUUCUUCGACCUUGCGCGAGAGAGAGGGUUCAUAGUUGAGAAAUUCCUCGAGGAGAAAAUGGACAAGGCUAUGUUUGAAAAUGAUCCGGGCGACGAGGAUGUUCGGAAGACAGUUACAGGCUUCACGCUACGCUGGCCGGACGAAAAGUGCAUAUAG
Molecule: messenger RNA, 780 nt
Organism: Daldinia childiae
Lineage: Eukaryota; Fungi; Ascomycota; Sordariomycetes; Xylariales; Hypoxylaceae
Product: Protein N-methyltransferase nnt1
Exons: 1
Coding region: 1-780 (259 amino acids)
Biological process (GO): peptidyl-lysine dimethylation
Molecular function (GO): protein-lysine N-methyltransferase activity
Source: RefSeq, a predicted model, not a curated record